AUGGCUCCAGUGAAAAUUAAACAUGUCGUGUCCUUCACGUCUCAGGAUCCUAAGUACCCAGUGGACAACUUGCUGCUUGAAGAAGGCCCCCGUCCCUGGCUCAGUUGUCCUCAGGACAGGAGCCGGGUGUUGAAAGUGGAACUGCAGCUGGAACAAGCGAGCCCCAUUGGCUACGUUGACAUAGGGAACUGCGGCUCCGCCUUCCUGCAGAUCGACGUGGGCCGCUCCUCUUGGCCUGCAGGGCAGAGUUACCUCACCUUGUUGCCCACCGCCACCUUGAUGGUGCCAGCUGAUGCCAAGCUGGACAAGAAUCGUUCCGGGGUCCGGAUGUUCAAAGAAGGGGAUUUCCUGGCCGCAGCGCUGGGGGAGAAGUGGGAUCGCAUCAGGCUGACCUGCAGCCAGCCCUUCAACAAGCACGCCCAGUUCGGCCUCUCGUUCAUCCGGAUCUGCAGUCCGCCGGAUGAGAAUAGCAGCAAGGCAGACCUUCCCUCCUCACCUGCUCAGGAAGAAUGA
Gekko japonicus is the source of this 513-nucleotide messenger RNA. Its product is annotated as putative short transient receptor potential channel 2-like protein. Gene Ontology annotation, molecular function: damaged DNA binding. The coding region runs from base 1 to 513 and encodes 170 amino acids. The transcript is spliced from 5 exons. The record is from RefSeq and is a predicted model, not a curated record. Lineage: Eukaryota; Metazoa; Chordata; Lepidosauria; Squamata; Gekkonidae. Gene Ontology annotation, cellular component: nucleus. Gene Ontology annotation, biological process: single strand break repair; base-excision repair.